Molecule: messenger RNA, 1629 nt
Organism: Anguilla anguilla (European eel)
Lineage: Eukaryota; Metazoa; Chordata; Actinopteri; Anguilliformes; Anguillidae
Product: G-protein coupled receptor family C group 5 member D
Exons: 4
Coding region: 271-1569 (432 amino acids)
Biological process (GO): G protein-coupled receptor signaling pathway
Cellular component (GO): signaling receptor complex; extracellular exosome; plasma membrane
Molecular function (GO): protein kinase activator activity; G protein-coupled receptor activity
Source: RefSeq, a predicted model, not a curated record
AAAAACAGGCAUGCAUUCCCCAGGAACUGUGAACACAGAACACAGAGCAAAAACAAAACUACCGAUACAUCAACAUUCAUUUAACCUACUACCCAACAGCCGCUACCCAAGUGGAGAUUAUAAUAACGGCACUCAGUCAGUGGACUCAUCAUAUGAAAUCAGGAGAAACUCUGGGAAAUAAAGAGUACUGAGGAGAGACAAGGAAAGGAAGAAGAAGAAGAAAAAGAGAGGUGGAUAAAUCUUCUUCCUCAGAGAAAGUAGCUCAUCAAAAUGAGCGGGAUCGCACAGACAGGAAUGAGUUCAUUUGCACUCGUAUCCCGCACGUUCUUCCUCCUGCUCUUCCUCCUCCUCGUUGCUCACCCCAGUGCUAGCCAGGCUGCUAACACCAACGACUCCAGCCUGGCCGAUGGCUCCAAGAACAAAGCGGCAUCACAGGGGAACGUGACAUCACAGAGCCCGGCUCCGGGCUGCGGGCCCGGGCUGGACCCGGUGUACUCCUACCUGUGUGACCGGCAGGCGGCGUGGGGCAUCGUGGUGGAGGCGCUGGCCACUCUGGGCUUCCUGGUGACGGCGGGGCUGGCGCUGGGGCUGGUCGCCUGGGCGAUGUGGGCGUGCCUCCCGCCGCGCCGUCGCAGGGGGAUCGGGGCGGGCGUGGUCACGCAGCUGCUCUUCCUGGUGGGCGUGGCCGGGCUGUUCGGGCUGACCUUCGCCACGGUGAUUCGGCUGACGCCGCGGACCUGCCCCACGCGCGUCUUCCUGUUCGGCGUCCUGUUCGCGCUCUGCUUCUCGGCGCUCCUGGCCCGCUCGGCGGCCCUGCUGGGCUUCGCGGCGGUGCGCGGCUGGGGCGAGCCGCUGGCGGCGCUGGCGCUGAGCGCCGUGCAGGUGAUCGUGGCGACGGAGUGGCUGAUCACGGUGCUGGUGCGGGACGGGCUGCCCUGCGCCUACAGCCAGGCCGAGUUCGCCAUGCUGCUCAUCUACGUGCUGUGCCUGCUGGCCGCGGCGCUCCUCUUCUCCCUGUGGAGCCUCUGCCGGUCCUGCUGCGGCUACGGCUACGGCUACGCCGGCACCUCGCAGGGCCACGCCCGCUGGCAGGCCGCCCUCCUCUUCCUGGCCGCCCUGCUCUCCGCCUGCAUCUGGGUGGUGUGGAUCGCGCUGCUGACCCGCGGCAACCCGGCCAUGGGCCGCCGGCCGCUGUGGGACGACCCGGUGCUGAGCGUGGCGCUGGUGUCCAACGGCUGGGCGCUGCUGCUGUGCCACGCCCUGCCCCAGCUGGCCUUCCUGUGCCGGGGCGAGGCCUGGCUGAAGGAGGGCCCGCUGGACUUCGCCGGCUGGACCAGCCCCACCAGCGGCAUCGGCAGCCUGGGAGCAGCCAAGCAGGGCCGCGAUAACGGAACCUUCCAGAACGACACGCAGGACAGGGGUAAAGGGCAGGAACCUGUUCUGCGGUCACCUUAUGAGUCUGGCUUCUCCAUGGCAGAAAUAGACCCUGAUAAGGAUUACACCAUCCCUCGCGCUCAAACCGCCAACAUCAAUGAGCCCUAUGAUGAAUACUACGGUCACCCGCUGUAAAACUGCACAAAAACACGCACGCACACACACGCACACACACACACACACACACGCACACAC